This is a messenger RNA of Erinaceus europaeus (western European hedgehog), 3634 nucleotides long. It is a transcript of the gene PPP2R5E, whose product is annotated as protein phosphatase 2 regulatory subunit B'epsilon. Lineage: Eukaryota; Metazoa; Chordata; Mammalia; Eulipotyphla; Erinaceidae. Gene Ontology annotation, molecular function: protein phosphatase activator activity. Gene Ontology annotation, biological process: signal transduction; protein dephosphorylation. The transcript is spliced from 14 exons. The record is from RefSeq and is a predicted model, not a curated record. Gene Ontology annotation, cellular component: protein phosphatase type 2A complex; nucleus; cytosol. Bases 578 to 1981 code for a protein of 467 amino acids.
GUUGCGCUUGUGCCAUGGACUCAGCCGCCCGGUGAUAUUGACAAUAGGAGAGAGAAAGGGGCAUUGACUGGGGACCCACCGCGGGUACCGAACGGCGACUCUGGCAGCGGCAGCUCCAGCGGCUCCUCCUCCUCCUCCUCCUCCUCUCACCUCCUGCUGCCGCUGCGGAUCCCGUCUUCCUCCCUCCCUCCCCCCCUUCCCCACGUCGUCGCCGCCGAGUCCGGGGCUAAGAGCAGAGGCGCCGCCCGCCGGGAAUGUGAGCGAGGAACCACCGGCGGAGCCGCAACGGGGUUGGUGCCGAUUUGAUGGGACGGGCCCGCGGGGAAGGAUCGUGAGGCCGCCGCCGCCGGAGCGCUGAGCUUCAGGUCCGGUCGUGAGGCCUAAAGGCGCCGCCGCCGCGGAACCGGAGGGUCGCCGCGCCGGGCAGCCGUAGCCCCGGGCUCCCGUCGCCGUCCGGACCUCUCCCCGCACAUCCCGGUUCCGCCACCCGCCCACUCUGCGGCCCUCUGGCCCGUUUCCUACCCUUCGAAACCACAGAUCAUCUUCAGAUUCUUCCCCAGAAGCUUCAAGUAGGGAUAUGUCCUCAGCACCAACUACUCCUCCAUCAGUGGAUAAAGUAGACGGAUUUUCUCGGAAGUCCGUCAGAAAAGCCAGACAGAAGAGGUCACAGAGUUCCUCACAGUUUAGGUCUCAAGGCAAGCCUAUUGAGUUAACACCUCUGCCACUACUGAAAGACGUUCCAUCCUCAGAGCAGCCUGAACUGUUCCUAAAGAAACUUCAACAGUGCUGUGUCAUUUUUGACUUCAUGGACACGCUAUCUGAUCUUAAAAUGAAAGAAUACAAGCGCUCCACUCUUAAUGAACUGGUGGACUACAUUACAAUAAGCAGAGGCUGUUUGACAGAGCAGACUUACCCUGAAGUAGUUAGAAUGGUAUCUUGCAAUAUAUUCAGAACUCUCCCUCCUAGUGACAGCAAUGAAUUUGACCCAGAAGAAGAUGAGCCUACCCUUGAGGCAUCGUGGCCACACUUACAGCUCGUAUAUGAAUUUUUCAUACGAUUUUUGGAAAGCCAAGAAUUCCAACCCAGCAUUGCCAAAAAAUACAUAGAUCAGAAAUUUGUAUUACAGCUUUUGGAGCUAUUUGAUAGCGAAGACCCUCGAGAACGAGACUACUUAAAAACAGUUCUACACAGAAUUUAUGGCAAGUUUCUUGGUCUUAGAGCAUUUAUCCGAAAACAGAUUAACAAUAUUUUUCUACGGUUUGUUUAUGAAACAGAACACUUCAAUGGUGUAGCUGAACUGCUGGAAAUAUUAGGAAGUAUUAUCAAUGGCUUUGCUUUACCUCUUAAAGCAGAACACAAACAGUUUCUGGUGAAAGUAUUGAUUCCUUUACACACUGUCAGGAGCUUAUCACUCUUCCAUGCCCAGCUGGCAUACUGCAUAGUACAGUUUUUGGAGAAAGAUCCUUCACUCACAGAACCGGUUAUUAGGGGAUUAAUGAAAUUUUGGCCUAAAACAUGUAGUCAAAAAGAGGUCAUGUUCCUUGGGGAGUUGGAAGAAAUAUUGGAUGUGAUUGAACCUUCACAGUUUGUUAAAAUUCAAGAACCUUUGUUUAAACAAAUUGCCAAGUGUGUAUCUAGCCCCCAUUUUCAGGUGGCAGAAAGAGCGCUCUAUUAUUGGAAUAAUGAGUACAUCAUGAGUUUGAUAGAAGAAAACUCUAAUGUCAUCCUUCCCAUCAUGUUUUCCAGCCUUUAUAGGAUUUCAAAAGAACAUUGGAAUCCGGCUAUUGUGGCAUUAGUGUACAAUGUGUUGAAGGCAUUUAUGGAAAUGAACAGCACCAUGUUUGAUGAGCUGACAGCCACAUACAAGUCAGAUCGUCAGCGUGAGAAAAAGAAGGAAAAGGAACGUGAAGAACUGUGGAAGAAACUGGAGGAUCUGGAGUUAAAGAGAGGUCUUAGACGUGAUGGGAUAAUUCCAACUUAACAAAAAUAAUGACAACAACAUUACUAACCUGUGGAGUCACACAUUUAUGUAGUAGAAGAUGGAGCAACAGUUUUCUGUAUUGUGCAACUUUACAGUAGAUUUCACAUUGUUUCAUUAUUACAACAGCACUGUAUAUACCUGUCUGUAAGUAAAGAAAAAAAAAGGACUUCAAUCCAAAGUUUGGACAGUAGAUGAACUUCUCAGAACUUUGCAAACAUAAUCAUUGUUCUAACCCUCUUUAAAAAAAAAAAAAGAGCAGUCUUCAAAGGUCUGUCGAUGCAAUUAGUAUGUUAAAAUUCCAUUAUUGGGAGUUCCUUAUUUAUCAUUAGCAGAGAGUAUGAAAUAAUUUUCAAAUGUGAACAAUCUUAAAUUUAGCUUGUCUUUCUGCUAAUCUGUUAAAUGUAUUUAUAGUAAAGAAAAAAAAAAGACUGUCAUUUCCUUCUAAGUUUGUAACAUCCUCCUCUGAAUAACUUGACUAUAAUUUGACAUCUUUUCCUUUUGCACAUCUUCAUGAGUUGAAUGUCCAUAUGGGGUGGGACCAUGAAUUACAGAGGUCCCUCCUAAAAGUUUUGCUUACUGGAACAACCAUCUUUCCAGUAACCAGAUAACCCUGGUACUCCUUUAAUUUUAAAAUUAGGAGUUAAAGAGAAAAGGUGAUAAGCAUAGUAGGGAAGGGAAUUUUGGAUUCAUAAUAUCAAUAUAUGGUGAAUCCAAAUCAAUGUCUUGAAUCCUUCAAAAACAGGCACUGGGUCAUUGUAGACUUCAGUACCUGACCAGUAUUAGUUGCACACAUCAUCGAACACACCUAUCAGAGAUGCUUCAGAAAUGUCAGAGAACAUCCUUUUGGACCAUUUGAAAUAAAGACAAACACUAGAUAAUAAUACCAUGAAAUUGAUUGUCAGAACCGCAAAUCUAAUUGGGAAUAGAAAUGAGCAAACAGCUUGGACUGUUUGGAGUUGUUGCCUUACUUUUUAAUAUGUAUUUAUAAAGUAUUCCAGCAAAAGAGGAUGUAGCCUCUGAGAAACAAACAAACAUGUUACAGUGUUUUUUGUAGACUCUCGUUCUAUAUUUCAUCAUAGCGCCAGCCCUGUUUUUAGCCAGAAAGGAUUCAGGAUAAACGUUAUGCAUUCUGAAUUGAAUGCACAUUCCUAACUACUGUAUUUGUUACCAAAAGUGGUUCUACAAAUGCUACUGAAAAAAAAAUCUGGAAAUUCUUAAUGUCCUGAGUAUUAAUAAUAAAGUUUUAAAAUGCUUUUCUAUCAAAGGUGCAUCAUGACCAGAUUGUUUAAGAAAAAAAAGAAAACAAAAUCUAGGGCUGUAUUAUAGAUAUAUCUUAUUGGCUCUCUGCUUUGUAUUUAAAAAAGAGGAAUCUUACAUCUUGGGGAGAUAAAAUGCUGAUAAUACUUGUGUAUAGUAUGUACUUACCUAAUGCAGUUGCAUUAUUAUGUACUGAAAGAUAUAUGUUUUGGGGAUAUAUUUCUGGUAUGCUUUUGCUUGUUUUGAUUGUGACAGCAGUGAGCUGAUAAUCCUAAACCAUCACUUCCAGCAGUAUUCAUGGUUUAGAGCUGAUACCUGUGUUCAUGCAUUGAAUUGUGAUAGUAGUAAACAUGAACAUAAGAACUAUUGUUGCUCAUAAUAGAAAUGCAAUAUCAA